UUAGGACCACCUCAGAAAAUAGUGUCACCUAAACAAGAACAUGAAGAUAGGAAACAGGACAAAGUCACAGAUAAAGGAAGUGAAAGUGGGACUUCCUGUAAUGAGCUCUCCACUUCCAGUUGUGACAGCCACUCAGAGGCGAGCACACCCCAGGACAACCCACCCAAUGCCCAGCAGGCCACCGCUCACCAACCUAACACCUUAACAUUGGAUCGUCCUUCCAAAAAAGCGCCUGUGCAAUGGAUGCCCCCACCAGACAAACGCAGAAACAGUGAACUCUUUCAGACACUCAUCAGCAAGUCCCGGGAGACAAACCUUUCCAAAAAGAAAGUCUGUGAGAAGCUAAGUGUGGAAGAAGAAAUGAAAAAGUGUAUUCAGGAUUUUAAAAAAAUCCAUAUUCCAGAUUAUUUUCCGGAGCGCAAACGCCAGUGGCAAUCUGAACUGCUGCAGAAGUACGGGUUAUAGUAAUUCUCACGUUCCUGGAGUAUUUCAGUGACAUUCGAUGUUUACUACAGUGUCACCACCUGACUGAUGUCCUCACAAUAGUCAGUGUGAUUCUUGCUGCUCUUCCUUUUUGUGAAUGGUGGAUGUUGGAUAGUAUUUUCUUUCAUUCUUCUGUUGUUAUUGUUUUCAGAAACUUGACAAAAAAGGAAAAAAAUGAAGCUUAAUAAAUGUGGAAUCAAAAUGGUGUAUCUGAUUGAAGCCAUUUUGUAAGAAUGAAGGCAAAAUGUGCAUGAUCAAGAAGCU
Galeopterus variegatus (Sunda flying lemur) is the source of this 747-nucleotide messenger RNA. Its product is annotated as BTB/POZ domain-containing protein KCTD8. The transcript has a single exon. The annotation marks the transcript as partial. NCBI's taxonomy places the organism in Eukaryota, Metazoa, Chordata, Mammalia, Dermoptera, Cynocephalidae. The record is from RefSeq and is a predicted model, not a curated record.